This is a messenger RNA of Maniola jurtina (meadow brown), 938 nucleotides long. RefSeq names its product protein FRG1 homolog (gene FRG1). Lineage: Eukaryota; Metazoa; Arthropoda; Insecta; Lepidoptera; Nymphalidae. The record is from RefSeq and is a predicted model, not a curated record. Gene Ontology annotation, molecular function: actin filament binding. The coding region runs from base 100 to 873 and encodes 257 amino acids. The transcript has 4 exons. Gene Ontology annotation, cellular component: striated muscle dense body; catalytic step 2 spliceosome; nucleolus.
GUUUUGUUUUUGUCUUUGUAGUAAAUAAAUACCUAUAAAAUUUACCUUUGAUUUUUACAUAAAUUUAGUUCUCUGACAACUCUUGGAUUUGGAAACAUAAUGGGCGAUGAAUAUGCAGCCGUAAAACGUGGAAAGUUAAUACUGAAAGGCGAUAAACCAAAGGCUAAGAAACGCAAGCAUAAAAAGAAAGAAAAGACGGAAGACGACAAAGUGGACGAGGACUGUAUAAAACACGGUGGUUGGUGGAAAGUUGAGAAAAUCGAAGAUGUAUCAGGAUCAAUAGCUAUUGAAUUUGGGAGGAACACGUACAUUUUAGCUCUAGACAAUGGAUUAUUUACUAUUGGAGCACCACACGGCGACGGGGAAGGUCCCUCGCCAGAAGAGAUAUUCACAGCAUUUCCAGCUGGUGACAAUAAAUUUGCCUUAAAGUCUGGAUAUGGGAAAUACUUAGGUGUGUCUAAGGAUGGUGUAGUGACAGGGCGGUCGGACGCUGUGGGGCCUAUGGAACAGUGGGAACCUGUUUGGCAAGAUGGAAAAACAGCAAUCCUAAGUUCACUAAACAAGUUCAUGUCAGUGAAUGAGGAUGAUGACUCAGUAGUUGCACGCAACAUUGCCGCAAGGGAUGAAGACGUGUGCAACAUACGUAGCAACAAGAGCAGGGAGGUCAGCCGGUCUGUUGUGGCCGAGGAAGAAGGGGACCUGACUGAGGUGGAGGUCAAUUAUGUUAAGAAGUUCCAGAAAUUCCAGGAUAAGAAGUUGCGCGUCAACGACGGCGGGGUGGUGGAGCUGAAGCGCGCCAAGACCGACGGCAACCUGCACGAGACUCUGCUCGACCGGCGCAGCAAGAUGAAGGCCGAUAGAUAUUGUAAAUAACUAGUAUUUAACAUUGAAUAGCUUUAAUUAUAUUAUAAAAUAAAUGUAAAUUAUUUUUAAUUGAA